AUGAAUGAGAUGAAGAAGGAGAAUGGCGAGAUCAAACAGCUGCAGAAGGUGAAAAACUUUAAUAUAGCAAACCGUUGCACCAGUCAUCACGGAAAUGAGUAGACUGGCAUCUUUUUUCAUAUUUGGAUGGUGAGAAAUUGAAAUCAAAACUGCUUGUAGAGGAUAUGCAAAUUAAAAAAGUGAAGAAGAAAAAGAAAAAGAAACAUAAAGAGAUUGAAAAACGAAAACAUCCCAAAAUGUACAGCAAAGCUAUUCAAACCAUCUGCUCAGGACUAGUUUCUGAAAUUCAUCGUCAGGAAACUAAAGGCAGUAUUGGCCAGGAUCUUCUUAAAGGUACAGUGUUCUUCCAAGAAGGCACAUGUCUGGAGAAGGAAGAGUAUCAAAAAGAAUGCAAAAUUUUUGAAACUGAAAAAGAACUUCCAUUUGACUCUUUAAAGGAAUCACAAAUUCCCAACAAAGAGCAAGGACUGGUCAAGUCAGAAUUUAAACACCUUAUACAUGUAGAACAUCAACCCAAUGGUGGUGCAUCUGUUGUGCAUGCUUAUAGCACUGAACUUACUCACCUGUCUCCUGUGGAGAUGGAGAGGUUUGCCAAUGAGUUUGUGAGUUUGUCGUUUAGUGAAAAUGAGAACUGUGCUGCUUUACAUACAAUGGGCAUUGUUCAUGGGGCAGCAGGAUACCUGCCUGAUUUCCUGGACUACUUCUCAUACAAGUUUCCUAGUUCAACAGUAAAAGUGGAAAUUUUGGGAAAGAAAGACAUUGAAACAACUUCUAUGUCCAAUUUUCAUGCGCAGGUAAAAAGAACGUAUUCCCAUGGUACAUACAGGGCAGGUCCAAUGCGACAGAUCAGCUUGGUUGGAGCUGUGGAUGAAGAAGUAGGCGAUUACUUCCCAGAGUUCCUUGACAUGUUGGAAGACUCACCUUUUCUGAAAUGUACACUGCCGUGGGGGACUUUUUCAAGUCUUAAACUUGAAAGUCGCAAAGAGAGUGAUGACGGUCCCAUUAUGUGGGUUCGACCAGGAGAACAGAUGAUCCCCGUAGCAGACAUGCCAAAGUCACCUUUCAAAAGAAAAAGAGCAACCAAUGAAAUAAAGAAUCUGCAGUACCUACCUCGAACUAGUGAGCCUCGUGAAAUGCUUUUUGAAGACAGGACUCGAGCUCAUGCAGAUCAUAUUGGGCAGGGCUUUGAAAGACAAACCACAGCAGCAGUUGGAGUCCUAAAAGCUGUAAACUGCGGGGAAUGGUCAGAUCAGCCUCGUAUAACCAAAGAUGUGAUUUGCUUUCAUGCACAAGAUUUUGUUGAGGUAGUACAUCGGUUGCAGUUGGAUUUGCAUGAACCACCUCUUUCCCAGUGUGUCCAGUGGGUCGAUGAUGCAAAACUUAAUCAGCUGCGAAGAGAAGGCAUCCGGUAUGCUAGGAUUCAAUUACAUGAUAAUGAUAUUUAUUUUAUUCCACGAAAUGUUGUACAUCAGUUCAAAACCGUGUCUGCUGUCUGCAGUUUAGCCUGGCACAUCCGACUAAAGCACUAUCACCAAGAAGGAGCACCUCAGAUGUCAAAUACCCUAGAAAAGGUUCUGGACAUACCUGUGAUUCAGGGGCCUUCAGGUAUUACAGUCAAAACUGAGACUUUUGAACAUGUGGACAAAAAUACCUCUGUGGAGUUAAAACUUCCUAACAUUCAAGAAAAUGUAAGAGAGAUAGAACUCUCAGACAUUAAAGGUGAACCUGCUGACAUCUCUUUCAAAGGUUCUGAUGAGCCUGUUGAGGUUCAUACAGCUGAAACUGGAAUGUGCACACUUGACUGUGAACAUCUGAAUACCAGAGCAGGGCCUCAUCUUACAGGAAUCACGACUGUUAAGAUGGAGCUUGAAGACAGAGACUCUCAGUUUAACAGUGAGGACUUGAUGCAGAAACUGCCUUCUGGAAAUCACAUACACAUACAACCUGAAGAUACAAGACAAAUCUGCUCAGUAACUCAAGGAUUGCAUGGGCAGCACCAGAGCUUUUUGUGUUAAAAUUUGUACAUAUUGUUUUUACUUUUUUAACUGUUAUAAUGGUGUGAUGUAUUAUAAAAUAUGUAAGCUCUGUGGGGCAAGACUAUGACUUGCUCUUAAAUCUGUUACAGAAAAUACAGUAAAUGUAGCUUUGUAACAUUCCUCAGUGCCUGUCCGUAACUGUGAAAUAUUGAAGCACUUAGGGCCAGCUUCACUGUAACACUGCAGGUUAAGUAAACAGGUUUUUAAAUAAUAUAUUUUUGAGUUGUAGGUUUUAGAAUAGAGCUGACAUUAACAUAUAUAUUUUUUGUAAUAUGAGCCAGAAUUCUUUUGACUCCAGGCUUUUCCAUAUAGCUUAUUUAUAUCAAGUUUUUCAUUUUAAAUAUCUUUGUCAGCACUGUAGUGUAAAUAACUUUUUUAAACUUGUAGUGUGAUUUAUACUAAAAAAGUGGACCAGUUAAUAAAGGUUCCUAAUACUGGCCAUGUGGCAUAUUUAAAGAUCAUAGCAGAUUUUGUAUUAAGUAGUCAAACUGCUUCAUCAGCCUUUUUGUAUGUACUGAUUUACUGUACAGUUUAAUAGAUUCUAAGGGAGGAUGAGCAAUAAUAUACCUCCAGAUUUCAAAAACUCUUGCAUCUUCCCUCAUGUUAUUCCUCCCAGAUUUUUUCAUAUAUCAUUAUCUUAGCCUUUAUCUAUAUCUGAUGUACAAGCAGUGUUUUAAGUGCUCAAAAGUUAUGCUGACAAGAUCUAAUUUCUUUUUAUUUUUUAUAUUCAUAUUGGCAGAUGGUGUGCAUCAUUUUUAUCCAUCCAAACUUAUGUGGUUGAAUUCACCAAAUAGUAAUAUGUAUUGUAGUACGUGCUCUUUUUUUUCCCCAUGCGGCCAGGAUAUCACACAGUUUGGGUUUUCAUUUCAAAAGUCUAGUGUAUUUUAGAAUAAAACCUCAAUAGGAAAGGAGCAACAUUGUUACUCUUGCAGCAUUAGCAGUUGAUUAUUCAAGCCUUCUCCCCAUUCACUGUUGGGAUUUGUCUGAAAUUUGUCUUUUUUGUUAUAGCUACUAUAUUGUAAUAGCACUUGGAGCAGAAUUGUUCUGCAUAAGAAACUGCCUGCUGCUGCAGUAGUACACAAAUGGUGUGCAGUUCUGAUCCAUAUGUGCCUGCAGUGCAGCGCAUGAUAAAUUUUUAGAUAAUUUAAAAUUGUGUGUGGGAUAAGUGGAGGAAUUUGUGCUGAGAGUGUGUAUGUUUUUUCCUUCAGUGCCAGCACCUCUAAGCCAGAAGUGACAGUAAAUGCAGUUUGCUUUCCAAAGGUCAGUGUAGGUUAUGAUGUGCUGGCUUUUAGAAGCUGAAAUUUAUUCAUCAUGGUGUACACUUGUUUUGUAUAGUAACAUUAGAAAGACGCAUGCAUUUGUUCAGUAGACAUAUGUUCUACUAGUUUUAGGAAAACUUCUACAACAGAUAAAAAGCAAUAUUGGCAGUGUCAACCUUGUUUAAACAGAAAGGUGGGAGAAUGGUAUAUGUGAGUGGUCCACUUCUGGAAGGUAUGCUGCCACACACCUUAACAGUUUUUUUCCUAUGUAUGAGUAUGGUGCACGUACCUUCUUGUAAUGCUGUUUUGCACAUUGUUUCCAGUGUUUCAGGUUAUGACUUCAUUUGCAGAACAAUCAAGGCAGCUUUUUCAGUUCAUCAUUAAGUCAAGAAUCAGAUAUUUAAGCACAAGGCAUCAUUUAGAUUGGUAGCUUGAUCCAUAAUUGAAAGGGUCAGGGUGGAAGAAACAUGUUUAUACAAUAACACUGAUUAUAUGUUAUUUAGAGUAUAUCUGAUGUCAGUGCUGUCAUGAUAGUCAGAAAUCAUAAGUCAAGAAAUGUUUUGAAUAAAAGAAUGCUCAGUAUAUCUUGUAUGUAAUGUAUACUGUUCAAACAAAAUAGUUAUUCUUUUGA
This is a messenger RNA of Protopterus annectens (West African lungfish), 3926 nucleotides long. RefSeq names its product round spermatid basic protein 1 like (gene RSBN1L). Lineage: Eukaryota; Metazoa; Chordata; Ceratodontiformes; Protopteridae. The transcript has 8 exons. The record is from RefSeq and is a predicted model, not a curated record. The coding region runs from base 165 to 2015 and encodes 616 amino acids. Gene Ontology annotation, cellular component: nucleus.